AUGUCGGAAGCUAAUUUCAAGGCCAUGUUGCAGCAGUAUGCUCAUGAAAGCCCAGAUGUCUCUCCAACUAAAGCCGGCCCAGCGCGAGUUUUGCGGUCACGAGCACGCCCAGCAUCGGUGGCGGCAGAUUCGCAGCAAGUAAAGAACAAGGAGCAAAAUGCUGAGCAAUCGAAGGAUUCAUCAACCAUCAAACCGUCGAAGAAACGUAAGGCGCCAAGCAAGUACGCGCCUCCAUCGAAGUAUCAACACCUCAGUCCUCUUACCGAUAUUCUGGCUCCAAAUUUGAUCGCUGUAUUUGUGGGAACAAAUCCCGGUAUACGCACCGCAGCUCAAGGCCAUGCAUAUGCACAUCCCUCGAACCAGUUUUGGAAGCUACUUCAUUCUAGCGGCUGUACUGAUGAACGGUUACGCCCCGAGCAAGAUGUCGAACUGCCGGCCCGUUACUUGCUUGGGAAUACUAAUAUCGUAGAGCGGCCCACCAAAGAUGCUGCCGAACUCAGCAAGGCAGAGAUGAGUGAUGGUGCUCCUGUCUUGGAUGAGAAAUGCCGCAAAUGGCGUCCUGAAUGUGUUUGUAUCGUCGGCAAAGGCAUCUGGGAGGCUAUAUUCCGAUAUCGCCAUGGCAAGAAUCCAACCAAGGCCGAGUUUCACUGGGGCUGGCAGGACGAGACGGAGAACAUGGGCCGUGUCGCCGCUGCUGGAGAGGAUGGAUAUCAGGGCGCAAAGGUGUUUGUCACCACAAGUACGAGUGGUCUUGCCGCCAGUCUGAAGCCUGCCGAGAAAGAAGCCAUCUGGCUGCCGUUUGGCGAGUGGUGUAAGGAAAGAAGAGUCGCUCGGAGUUGGCCGCCA
Aureobasidium pullulans EXF-150 is the source of this 846-nucleotide messenger RNA. RefSeq names its product DNA glycosylase. The record is from RefSeq and is a predicted model, not a curated record. Lineage: Eukaryota; Fungi; Ascomycota; Dothideomycetes; Dothideales; Saccotheciaceae. The annotation marks the transcript as partial. Gene Ontology annotation, molecular function: mismatch base pair DNA N-glycosylase activity. The transcript has a single exon. Gene Ontology annotation, biological process: base-excision repair, AP site formation.